ACCUGUUCAAGUUGAUCGUUUUUUCUGUAAUUAUAUUUGAAUUUGAAUGUUUGUAUUUUUUUUAUUUUAGCAGAAAAAACGAUUUUCUUAACUUGGGAUUUUAAAAAUGGAUACAAUUCAAAAAGUAGAUAGAUCCACACUCACAGAUGCAGUUUCCUUAACAGAUUCCAUAUUUUUCGAACGAAAAAGUCCCCAAGUCAAAAAAGUCCUUCGCAAGAAGUUAUCUGCUGUAAAACAAGAAAACCAAACAUUAGAAGAUGUAAUUUCGGUUAAAAAUACUGAAAUUGAAGAUUUGAAAAAAUCCAUACAAUCUCUCAACGAGAUUAUAAAUUCCUCUAGCUUUAAUGAUUUAAAACAAAAUUCUAACAUCUCCAAUGCCAAGAUAUUUGAGUUAAAAAAGAAAAAUCAUGAUUUACAUGUUGAUAUAGACUAUGUCAAGAAUAAAAACAUGAAACUUGAAUCAAAAGUCCAGGCAUUAGAAAUAGAAUUGAAAAAAGCUGUUGAAAAACAGAAAGAACCCAUUCCUAAGAAGCUUGAUGGACCUUUUGAAGUUUUGCAGUCAAAACUGACUCAAACAAAGCAAAAACUCUUCGACAGUUUGAAUCAAAAUGUCGAACUUAAAAACCAUUUAAAAUUGGCUCAAAAAUGUAUUCAACAAGAAAUUGGAGAACAUAUAAAUUUGAAUAUCUUGGCUGCCGCCGGUACAAACUGGCGGGGUCGAGCUCAACAAAUUCUUAGUUUACAGUUAAAAAUCAAUGAACUUAAGGCUCAGUUAGAAAAUGUUAGGAGUAAAUUUGGUUGGUCCGAAGAUUAUCCAGAUGAACCACCUGUUCGUAGAGAUCAAAUUUACCAUCGUAUUGAGAUUGAAGGUCUUAAAAAAGACAUCGAAGCCCUAACAGCUCACAUAGAUGAGCAAAAUCAAAAAAUUGCAGCUUCAAAAGCUCGCAACACAAAUCUUGUUGCCGAUGUUACAAAAUUGAAAGAAAAAUGCACAAACUUAGAAUCUAUGGGGAAGAGUAGUGAUAAUACCAUUGCAACUCUUAAAGAAAGACUUGAUAUUCAAAAGUUCCACUACGAGAACAGAAUAUCUGACUUACAAAAACAAAUAACCGAUACACAAAAGUAUCGUGCUGACUUUGAAUUUCAUCGAGAAGAAAUGCAAAUAAAAGUUGAGAAUCUUCAAGCUGAGUUGGAGAGAAGGGAGAAUCAUAUUGGACAUUUGAAUGAGACUAUAAGAAAGCUAGAGAAAGAUUUAAAAUCAAUUUGUGGAGAUUAUUUGUUUGAGUGUAGAGAUUUUAAAAAGGAAGAAUUUACAGGACUAAUCGAUGCACUGGAGUCUGAGAAAAAUAAUUUGUUGGCAUUGAACAAAACGAUGAAUCAGAGAUUGGAUGCAGAAAGGAUGAAGAUUCUUGAUCUCGUUAACCAAAUUUCUAAGCAGAAGAUUAAAAUAUGUCGACUGGAAGGCAAAAUACGUGAUCUCGAAAAAGAACAUGAUUGGCAAAUGGAAAAGAAAAGACGUUCCCAACGAAUUUCUGAAUAUACCAGCAACAUUAACAGCAAUACUUGCAUAGUGCCAUCGUUUGUUUUUGAAAAUACAUCCAACGCUGAUAUUCCAUCUAAUAGCUGCGAAGAUCAAUCUAAGAUUUACGAAAUUGAAGAAUUAAGAAACAAAUUGGAAAUAUCUAAAGAAAAAAUUACAAUUCUCGAAGACAAACUCAACUAUUUAAACGAAGAAAAACAAAGUGAUACGAAAACAUUUGAAAACAUAAUUAAAAUGUCCAAAUCUGUUCUUCUUGAUACAAUUCACCAAAUUAAAAAUAAAUCUUCAUCCGAAUUGAAAUAAACAAAGAAAAAAAUCAAAUAAUUCAAAAUGUAUAUUUUUCAAAAUAUCAAUGUUAUCAUUUUUAUUU
Episyrphus balteatus (marmalade hoverfly) is the source of this 1910-nucleotide messenger RNA. RefSeq names its product coiled-coil domain-containing protein 13. Gene Ontology annotation, cellular component: centriolar satellite. Gene Ontology annotation, biological process: non-motile cilium assembly; cytoplasmic microtubule organization. Lineage: Eukaryota; Metazoa; Arthropoda; Insecta; Diptera; Syrphidae. The transcript is spliced from 5 exons. The coding region runs from base 107 to 1843 and encodes 578 amino acids. The record is from RefSeq and is a predicted model, not a curated record.